This is a messenger RNA of Hypanus sabinus (Atlantic stingray), 6842 nucleotides long. RefSeq names its product SPHK1 interactor, AKAP domain containing (gene sphkap). The record is from RefSeq and is a predicted model, not a curated record. The transcript is spliced from 13 exons. The coding region runs from base 1 to 5205 and encodes 1734 amino acids. Gene Ontology annotation, molecular function: protein kinase A binding. Gene Ontology annotation, cellular component: cytoplasm. Lineage: Eukaryota; Metazoa; Chordata; Chondrichthyes; Myliobatiformes; Dasyatidae.
AUGCAUCAGCUCUCAGAGCAAUUAGAGACAAGCCCCAGCUGUGAAGCAGCAAAGUCCAUGGCCACUGCAGAGACCUCCAUCACAGCAUGUCUAAGUUCAUGUGAGAGGGUCCUUUGCAGUAAUAGUCUAUUAGACUCUGCUGAAUAUUGGCUGCGGAAUGAGAAGGAACUCUGUCAGGUUGGAUUCCUAGAGGAUAAAGGAAGAAGCAAUUGCCCCACGAUCUGCUUUGUGAACCUUGAUGGAGUGGAUACAAAUAUCAAAAGUAAAGAACUGCAGCAGAAAUUAGAUACUGUAUCACCUGACCUCCCACAUCUCAUCAACUCGUUGAACGUUUGCCAGAUGAAAGACAAUGAAUUUAUCCUUGUGCGUGGAUUAAUUGCUCCAGGAAGCUGCUUGGACAAUGCAAGUCAUUCCCAGGGUCAAAAAGAUGAAUCCACCAAAUAUUUGGAAGAUGAGUCUGUCCCACAUCCUGCACAGUGCACAAGACCCCCAGAUGUUUGUCUAGUUCAAUCAGCCAGGAGGUGCCGAAAGAAUGACAUGGCCUGUAUUAUAUAUGAAAUCAACAAAUGCAUGAUUGGCCUGAAUUAUUUCAAAGGAAGGAAAAAACACCAUGUCAGCACUGCCAAUUGGAAAUCAGAGGAGGAGACUAAUUAUUCAGGUUCAUCCAUCGAGGAGGACUUCCUCACUGCCUCUGAACAAUUAAAUGAUGAGCAAGAUGAAGCCAACAAUGAUCUAAGAGAUCCCCUGAAGAUCAGUGGGUUUGAUACAGCACGAGGCACUAAAAAUUCAAAAGCAAGAUCCAGGGUUCUCCUGCAAAUGCGACAAAAAACAGACAAUUUAUUUUGGCAAAAGGCAUGCAGUUUCCAAGAUACUUCAGCAUACAAGUGUGCAGAUGAAGAGAACUCUGGAAGUGUCCCAUUACCUUGCUGUGAGGACAACUACGUUCCUGAAGAAAGGGAUGGAGAAAGGCUUAGGUCAGAAAGAAAUAUCCAAGAAGCAGCACUUGACUUAAAGAUUCCUCAUGGCAACCACUCUACAAAUUCAAACGCAGAUGAACACAACUCUUACACAACUGAGUGUGCUGGUGCAUGUCUUCAGACCAACUCUGCACCAACACUAGUAGAUACACAGAACACAAUAGAUGAACAUAGUUUCUCUCCCUCUCCAAAGGAGAAUCACUGCAUGGAGGGUGCUUACGCUUCAAAUUUAGCAGAAUCUGUCUUACAGGAUGCCUUUAUUAGACUGUCUCAGUCAGAGCCCAGUUUUACAACAGAGGCUGCGGUCAGCAUCUCUGCAGAAAGUGUUGAUGGCCUUUCACCCAGCAACCCAAAGGGAAGUUCUUGUCCGUGGAAUGUACUUCCUAAAAUUGUUAUUGUACAAAGUCCGGACAAUUGUGACAAUGCUUUAGAAUGGCAAGAGCCUUGCAGCCCUGGAACAGCUUCUUGCUUGGACUCUGAUCCAUUAAGUGAAACUCUGGGUUAUGCACAGGAUCACAAUAUUGACCAGAACAAUUCUGAGUCAACUGGAUUGCCUCCUAAUUCUGUAGAGGUAGCUCUGGUCUAUGCGGCAAACGUUGUAGGGACUAUUUCAAGUCCGUAUAUUACUGAGAGUCUGCAGCUGGACCAAGCCUUAUAUGAUGGAAGAGAGAAUUUGCCUUGCAAUAGAGAAAAUGGAGAUGGAGCCUUACCAAGUAAUUCAGAAUGUGGUGACAUGACCUUCUCCUUCUCAUCGGCUCUCUACGGUGUCACCCAGGUGGCCAGCGCCAUAGGUGUAGCAGGGCUAAAUGAUGAGCCAGAUGUGAGCUCUCCUGCAACUUCAAGUGGCCUCCUGUCGGCAGCUGAAACCUCCGGCGCGGUGGCCCUCCAGUGCAGCGUGAGUGUCGGUAGCCGCAUAGACACGUUCGCCCAUAACAUUGCUGAGGUACUUUUCAAAGAAGCAGCUACUGUUCUUACAAAGACAGACAACUACAGAAGUGUUGGUGAAUUAAUGGAAUCUGUAGACCGAAAAAUAACAGAAACAGUGACACGACCAAAAGUCUCCCAUUGGGAGGAAUUACCAAAGGAUGAUUUUGCCUUGAAUAUUUCAAAUUUAAUUCUAAAACAUUCUUUUGAAGAAGCAAAUAGCAAAGUGGGAAUAAUGCAUCAGGAAAAGGAAAAUAAUUUGGAUGUAAAUCCAAACAACAUAUUUAUUGAAAGUGCUAAUAAGUCUCUGUUCAGUAUAUUAUAUUUCACUUGCAGGAAGAUCAAGGAUAUUGCCAGGCACAGUGAUGUUACCAUGCUUUUUCAGGAUGAUGGAAUAAAAAACAGUAAGGAUUCAGAAAUAACCAACAAACAAGAAGGAAUAUCUGUUAACCAUAAUCCCAAUGACAGAGAUGAAAAUUUAAGUCAUGCACCCUCUGGUCGAGGGAACCUGACAGACUCCAUAACCUCCUAUGAGAAAAGAUGUGUAGGGCCAGAUUUGUCACAGCAAAUUAAUCUGAACGCAAUGCAGUCUCUCAGCAGACGAGGCAGUGAUUGUGCAAAUAUUGCACACAAUUUGACCAACCAGCUGACAUCGGGGAAUACAGGAGCUGCAGUUGCCAGUGCAGCUGUCCCACAACAACAGCAGAAUAUAUGUGACAAAGAUACAACUUUAUCUUUCUCCACUGAUGCUUUGCAGAUGGAGAGCAGAUGUGGUAGUGCAGUUCAGCCCCAUAUGUCUAACUACACCAGUACACUUACAGACAUGAGAGCCCAACCUCACCCAGGUAAAAAUCAGAACAUCCUUAUGAUGAAUCCGCAAAGUACAUUAAGCCCAUCUAAACAUUCGUUCCAUGUUGAAAAGUCAACAGAUACAAGCCCAACAGUAAAUGGGUUUGCUGACCAGAUAUCAAAGACAGUUGUUUCCAUGGCAACAGAAAUGGCAGCUAUUUGCCUUGAAAACACAAAUGCCAAGCAGCCGUGGUUUUGUCCAUGGAAAACAAGGCUCGGUGACCACGAGAGAUUUAUCGUCCCACAGACCUCCUCAUCAAAAGCUCUCGGUAGGGGUAAAGAAUCUCAGACUACAACUGUCAAGAGACUUAAGCCUCCCAGACUUAGUGAAAUCAAAAGAAAAACACAAGAGCAACCUGAGCUAAAGGAAAAGCUAAUGAACAGAGUGGUUGAUGAAUCAUUGAACUCUGAUGAUGCCUUAGACCAAAUUAACAACUUUGCCCAUGAGGUGACGGCUAAAAUAGUGAAUUCAGCUGAACUGACAGUGAUAGACUCUGUGAGGCAAGGGCAGGGGCUAAUGAGAAACAGGCUACUGACGGACAGGUGGAGCAGAGGAAAAGGGUCCAGUUAUGAAAGCAUUCCAGAAGAGGACACAGAUUCUAACAGCUCGUGGGCUGCCCUUGGUGCCUUGACUAAAUUUGGCCAGCCCAACAGCCGGGCCAGUUCGGUCUCAAAGCAGUCAAGCUGUGAGAGCAUCACCGACGAGUUUUCCAACUUCAUGAUGAACCAGAUGGAAAGCGAAGGCUGGGGGUUUGACCUAUUGUUGGAUUACUAUGCCAGCAAGCACGCCAGCAAUAUUUUAAAUGCAGCCCUGCAGCAGGUGUGCAGAAAGAAUGGGCACCUUAGUGUAAGUACAACGUGUCUGUCAAAGCAGUCUAGUACAGAGAGCAUAACAGAAGAGUUUUACAGGUACAUGCUCCAUGAACUGGAGAAAGAAAGCAAAGAAGCAAAAGCCAAAGAAUUCCACAAUAUGUUGGUUCCCCCUACUGGGCGAGCGACUUUAUGUUUCAGGCAGUCUUCAAUGCCUGACAGACGAGCAUCAGAGGGAAGGUUAACAGUGACUCCACCUGUGAAAGCAAACUCCUUUGAUGGCUUUGCCCAGAAUGAUCGCAGAAACACCUUGCAGGUAAAUCUAGGUAAUGUGCCAUUAUCCGCUAACCUAUACAAAUCCUUAACAGACUCUUGUUUAUACCGGAAGAACAAAACCGACCACAUUACUGACAUGCUGAUCAGUGAAACUUGGUCCAAUUCCAUUGAGGCGCUAAUGAGGAAAAAUAAAAUUAUCUGCGAUGACGCUGACAUUCAGAGUGGUGAACUGUCGUCAGGUGGUGCCCAGCAAUCUGAUAAAGAGAAUCCCACCAAUGUAGUUACGGACAAUAUUAAAAGUGGGAAAUCAAUCAGCAGCAGCCAGCAGGGUUCCUUAGAAGCUAUAACCCAUGACUGUGGCACUGAGAGCAAAAUAUGUGAUUCAGAUCUCGCUCACAGAGUGGAGGAAGCAAAGUCAGUGACUGAAAAGAAAUCCUUCACUUCACACGAACGGGCAGCCGUGAAGAAAAAGAAAUUGUCCCACUGCCCAAGGGAAGUCCCUUUAAUUCAUAUAGAAAAUGAUCAAAAGGAAGAGAGAAACCAGGCUCCUCAUGGGAAGGCUGUCAGCAGUACUAAAAGACAAGUGGAAAGGAAACUUCUAGAAGCUGAUUCGGAAGGACAAACUGAAUCUGGUUCUCUGGUGUACAGGAGAACACAACAGACUAUUUGGUACCACAGGAGCAAUGAGAUGCCUGGGAAACUAACUUUCUUAAUUAACUUCCUCUUUCUGUUUUGGCCCAUAAGCUUUAUGAAGAAUCCAAUAACAGAGAAAGCCACAUCAGAAGAGAAUCCUUGCAGCUUAAGCACCAGUGACGAUAGCAUGGGAAGCUGGUCACAGCUCAUUAAUGAAGAGGACCACACAGAAGACAGCAGUAGCUAUCUUCAUCUCAGCGAGAGCAAUGGGAACAGCAGUGCUUCAAGUAGUCUUGGUCUAGUGGAUCUGGAUGCCUAUCAGGAGAAUCUCUCAAUACGUACUUUACCCAGUGAAAUCAUCAGUGAAAAGGACACAGUGAAAGAGAACCAAGAAAGUUUGGAUGAAAAUACAUUGCAGAUGGCAACUGGCACAAUCAACUACCACAUGGAUUUUCUUGUGCUGAACUUUGACCUAAGCCCUGAAUGUGUCGAUUCCGAAUUGAGAGCAAUUUUACAGUGGAUAGCAGCUUCAGAACUUGGUUUUCCGGUGAUUUACUUCAAAAAAUCUCAGGAAAAUAGGAUUCAAAAGUUCUUAGAUGUUAUCCACUUCGCUGACCAGAAAGCCUGGAAGCUCAAAGACCUGUUUCUUGCAAUCAUACAGUUCUGUGAACUACAAGAAGAGGGAGGAAGGCUUCCAACAUGCAGUCUGUUUGACUGGCUCCUUGAACUUGGCUAAAUAUUAACUCGUAUUUUUAUCAUGUAGGUAGAAAGAAAUAGUAUUCAGUUUGAAACUCUUUGACACUGGAGUUAAUUUGUAUGAAUAUUUUAAAGCCAGGAUGUGAUUUUUGAAGUGACUAAUCAAAAAUUAGCUGGGUCACACCAAAUUAUACUGUAUACAAGAUGUGAAACCAGCAGUUUGAUGUAUGUUAAAGAAGAAUUUGUUAUAUCUACCCAAGAUAUGGAAUCCCUGCCAUGUAAUAAUUGCAGAGUUGAUGCGACCAUUGUUUAAAUGUGGAUAAAUAUGUUAUUUCAUCACCAAAGCAGUCUCACUGUUGCAGUGGAGACACAGUGUAUGUACUUUUCAAUUUAAGUGUAUGAGAGCUUUCACAAUUCAAAUCUACAGUCAAAGCUGAAUACAUUAUCUUUUAUCUGAUCUGUACUGUACAUGUGAAGAUGAAGACACUGACAUUCACAAGCCAUAUAGCAUCAGACAAGCCUGUACCGUAUAUGUAAAUUUGUGUGGCAUGUAUUUGAGCAGAUUUGGAUAGACUUACUAAAAUUGUACAUUGGAUGUACAGCAAGCUUGUUUGUCUGAACAUCCAACCUUUCAGUUAGUGAACAGUUUCAGACAGCUGCCUACAAAUUAUUUUAAGGUACAGGUGCUGUUUACUCUGCUAAAAUACUCACACAGUAUUAGUUCAAACAUUAGAAUGUAAUAGAAAAAAAUGCUGCAUAUCCAAAUCAAAACUUUUGCCAAGUUAGUGCUACCUAGCUAGUACUAAAAUGGUUUCACUCUUUGGCAGCACAAACAAAUUAAAGAGAAUUACUCCAGUUGGACACUGCAUAAAAUAAUUCUGAAAUUUAUUGAAACUAGUCCAGUAUGAUAAAUGAAAGGAGUAUAACAACAGGAAUUUUUGCAGGGGAAUACUUAAGAGAUAGCAGAAUUGUUGUCAGCAGUUUCUUUUAGGUCCAAUAAUUUAUUUACUUUCAAAAUAAUGCCAUUCUUCUGAAAUAUCAAAUUUUUAAAAGCACAAGCAAGAGGGGAACCUUAGCAUACACCACUAGUAAAGAUAUUUAAAAUAUUGUAUUUCAUUAAAACAAAUAUUUGAGGUAAAAUAAUUGGAUUUUGUAUAAAAUACAUGGGUUUAUUUGUAAUACUUAUUUCCAGUUACUUUGCUAGAUAUAGUCACAUAUUUUUUCCUGAGAAUUUAUUAUGGUGCCCUGGCUAAGACAGUGAAAUAGAUUUAAAAAUAUGCACAUGAAAUUGCCACUCAAUUCUUGUUUGGAUUUAGUGCUCUACCACAAACUAAAUGUGGUAAUACUUUCUGGAUUACUAUUAGAACUUUGUAUGAAACCAAACUAUGUUAAUGUUAUUUCAUGAAAAUGACUCAUACUGUAUUUAUUCACAAUAAACAUUGAUGAAAAGUGUCAGGACUGGAUUUGUCCCUCUGAGCCCCAAAGUUCUUUCUAUUUUCUCCUCUGCCAAUGAUAACAUUGAAAACAAUUUUCUUUUGCUAGUCUUGUUAGAAGGAAGGCAGACGGUCAUGUCAUGAAGAUUGACAUGAAUACUGUGAUCAUAUUAAUUUAAUUGAAUUUAAUGUUAACAUUAUAAGCAUCAUAACAAUCAACCUGAUGGUCUUGAAAAUUUUCAGG